AUGCAGUGCAGAAUCAAACUCUCCACUCAGAAGCAGAUUUUGAUUACAAUCACAUGGUGCAAGAGCAGUUUGACUCAAGGUCUUAAUAUAACCUUUGGUGAUGAUCAAUCAAGCGCCUUCAAACUAAAUACGAAUUCGCGCUUAUUCAGAAAGUUGAAAGGCAGCAAAUCAAUUGAAUUCCAGAAUAACGAAAUUGAAGUUUACUGGGAUCUUUCUGCAGCUAGGUACCCUACAGGCCCUGAACCUGUUGACGGAUAUUAUGUCUUUAUCACAGUUGAUUCAGAGCCAGGCCUAAUUCUUGGAGAUAUGGCUCAAGAAGCUUGGACGAAAAAGCUCAAAAAUGGCACUCAAAUGGCAAAAUCCUCAUUAAUUUCGCGCCAAGAACAUUUCUCCGGCAAUACCCUUUAUUCGACCAAGGCUCAAUUCUGCAAUACUGGUGCUGCUCACGACAUUUUGAUUCGUUGUAGUGGAGAAAACGAAGGCCUAAAGCAUCCGGUGUUAUCAGUUUGUAUCGAUAAGAAGAUUGUAAUUCGCAUAAAGCGCUUGCAAUGGAACUUCAGAGGAAAUCAGACAAUUUUCUUGGAUGGUUUGCUUGUUGAUCUCAUGUGGGAUGUUCAUGAUUGGUUCUACAAUCCAGCCUCAGGAUAUGCCGUGUUCAUGUUCAGGACCAGAAGUGGUAUGGAUAGCAGAUUGUGGUUAGAAGAGAAGCAGUUGCAGAAAGAUCAAGAUCAAGUGGAAUUCUCAUUAUUGAUCCGCGCCUGCAAAGACCUAUAG
Molecule: messenger RNA, 774 nt
Organism: Fraxinus pennsylvanica
Lineage: Eukaryota; Viridiplantae; Streptophyta; Magnoliopsida; Lamiales; Oleaceae
Source: the annotation of a GenBank genome assembly